Magallana angulata is the source of this 1290-nucleotide messenger RNA. RefSeq lists its product as uncharacterized. The coding region runs from base 128 to 1063 and encodes 311 amino acids. The transcript has 12 exons. NCBI's taxonomy places the organism in Eukaryota, Metazoa, Mollusca, Bivalvia, Ostreida, Ostreidae. The record is from RefSeq and is a predicted model, not a curated record.
CAAGACUUAUAGUGGCAGUGAUCUAGAUAAUUCUGAGCAAUUUUAUUGAAAGGGUGGAAGCAACUUGCCAGAAAAGUGUUGUCAAAAGUUGGUGAAACGUGAACUUCAAUACUGUAGUAGUGUAGAUAUGAAGCUCAUUCCAUGUACCGGUAUUCUGAUAUGCUUCGUUGUUGGUUGUUCCAUUGGACUGGUUCCUGGGGUACAAAGCAGUGGAGAGACUAAUGGGACAGAGACAAAGGCCCAUGUGGUCCAAAGAGGGUCUUUUUAUUGUAUACCAAAGAAGUGUGAGAUCAAUCACUAUUUCAUUCUUUGCAAUUCAACCGACUCUGCCAAACCUGGGAAAGAUGAGUGUGUUCCGUGUGGGAACAAUACCUUUAAUUUAGACAGAGUAAACACUGGUAAUAUUACUAUCCCUUAUCAAUUACCGGAGCACCAGAUCUGUACAAAACCUGAAUGUGAUUGUGGCCCAGAAGGUUUCAUUGUGAAUGGACAUAGAUGCAGUAUCGCCGGAGCACAGAAGAUCUGUAUUUGUAAUGCAAAUAAAGGUUACUGUGGUCAUGACUAUCGAAAGUGUGUUAAAUGGAAUGGGGCAGAAUCUGAUAUCCCAGUAGAUUGGGGAUUGACACCAAAUUGCAGCAUCCAGAAGUGUGAGAAGGGGUACUCUAAACCUUACGUAGGAUAUGGUGCAUGUAAAAAAUAUACCAACAACUCGACCACUACUCAGCCAACAACACCCUCCACAUCCGGAGCCCCUGCCACAGACGUCCAGAAUAAUUUGACUGAAGUCGUCACCAGAAACACCACACCUCCAAGCGUUAACGAAGACAAGAAUGGUGGUUUGGAUCUGAACAUUCUUAUUAUAGCUGUAGCAUCAUUGGCAUCCCUGGCAGUGAUUAUACUUGGUGUAUGGUUGGGCAUUAAACUUUGCUGCAGGAAUAAGUUUGGCCAAUUUAUACAAAGAUUGAAGAACACAGUCCCGAAUAAUGGUGUGAACGAUCAGCUCAAUGAAAUACCAGAGGAACAGAAUGUCAAUGUUGCCUCAGAGGCCACCAGUAUGGUCUAGUUGGGACAGUUUGCAGCAAGGAAAUAAGGAUUCUUAAGUUUGAGACAUGUGAAAAAAGAGGGGACUGGAGGAAGAAAACCAAAAACAAUAAAUAAAAAUAAUAUGGACUGGAGAAGAAAACCAAAAACAAUUAAAAAAAAAAAAAAAAGUUUUUUAAUUAUAUACAGUCAAACUUCGUUAUCUCGAACUAGAUGGGACUGUUUGAAAACUUCGAGAUAUACGAGUAU